CUCCUUCCCCCCUCCCCCGCAACUCCUUCCCGCCCCUCCCCCUUGCUUCUGCCCCUGGCCAGGACCCCGCUCCCCUCCCCAUACGCACAGAUGUCGUCGAUUGCCGUCCAGUCGGUCGCCACCAAGGUCCCCUUCGCCCAGAAGGUCGCCCGCGGUGCCCGGAAGAACCUCUUCGAGGUGGUCGUCUCCCGGAACCCGGUUCUCGGUGGCAACAUCAACUCCGGCGGCCAGCGCGUGGCCCGUCGCGGCUGGGCCGGCCACGAGUCCUUCGUCACCCUCACGCGCGUGCUCCACCGCAUCGAGGAGAAUGAGAAGGACAAGUCCCUCCGCCUGUGCGGCGAGGCCUGGGGCGUUCACACCUGGCGCAGCGCCACUGAGGACCUCCCGCGCGCGGUCAACGGCGUCCUCAAGAAGGAGUGGCGCUUCUACAGUGGUCUUCUGUCGCCGCACACCGAGACCGAGGUGGCCAAGGCCAUCGCCCGCGGCGCCCUCAACCCCAGCCCGGCCGUCCGCCACAUGGUGUCCCUCCACCUGCGCACCCUGAUCGACAAGAACUUCUCCCCCUCGGCCAAUGACCUGGAGCAGGACAAGCGCGACCUCGCCUUCAGCGCCUCCUCCGUCAAGUCCCACCAGACCCAGGUCCUGGAGGGUCUCGUUGCCAUGGCCGCCCGCGACCCGGCGGUCGCCGCCUCGAGCCAGGCCCCGGUCAAGACCUCCGGCCACGCGCGCACUGUCUUCGCCAACAACGCCCGGGUCAAGGUCCUUCGCCGCAAGCUUGCGCGCAAGCAGAAGCGCGACGCCAAGAUCAAGCGCUCCCAGUCGAUCAACUUCAAGCCGGUCUACUCCCGCAGCGAGGACAAGUCCAUCUCCAAGUGAGGGCCCGCCCGCCGAGUGCAUCACCCUCCCCUCCCGCCCCCUCCCUUUGUUGUUUUUUUUUCCCCGUCUCUAUUCCUCCCCCACAGUCCUUGUUUCUCUCCUCCGCUCCCCCCCCCCUCCUUUCGAGCUGGCGUGCCGUGCCUCCACCCUCCUGCUGGUCCCUCGCCGCCCGAAAGAAUAUACAUAUAUAGAUCCA
Fonticula alba is the source of this 1072-nucleotide messenger RNA. RefSeq lists its product as hypothetical. The coding region runs from base 91 to 876 and encodes 261 amino acids. The transcript is spliced from 2 exons. The record is from RefSeq and is a predicted model, not a curated record. NCBI's taxonomy places the organism in Eukaryota, Rotosphaerida, Fonticulaceae.